Molecule: messenger RNA, 2060 nt
Organism: Solanum stenotomum
Lineage: Eukaryota; Viridiplantae; Streptophyta; Magnoliopsida; Solanales; Solanaceae
Product: boron transporter 4-like
Exons: 13
Coding region: 20-1879 (619 amino acids)
Biological process (GO): monoatomic anion transport; transmembrane transport; monoatomic ion homeostasis
Cellular component (GO): plasma membrane
Molecular function (GO): solute:inorganic anion antiporter activity
Source: RefSeq, a predicted model, not a curated record
AGUGAGACAAAUAUCAGGUAUGAUGAGUCUCCCCAGAACUCCAUUCAAAGGCAUUUCAGAGGAUAUUCGAGGACGAGUAUCUUGCUACAAGCAGGAUUGGAUUGCUGGAAUUAGAUCCGGAAUAGGGAUAUUAGCUCCAACUACCUACAUAUUUUUUGCAUCUGCUCUUCCAGUGAUAGCUUUUGGAGAACAAUUGAGCAGAGAAACAGAUGGGAGCCUCAGCACUGUGGAAACUUUAGCUUCUACAGCAAUUUGUGGUAUCAUUCACUCGAUACUCGGGGGACAACCUCUUAUGAUACUAGGAGUUGCAGAACCUACUAUUAUUAUGUACAGUUACUUGUACAAGUUUGCUAAAGAGAGAGAAGAUUUAGGACAGACCCUUUACUUGGCUUGGGCCGGAUGGGUUUGUGUCUGGACAGCUCUCAUGUUGUUUCUUCUAGCAAUAUUCAAUGCCUGUUCUAUCAUAAGUAAAUUUACAAGGGUUGCUGGGGAAACUUUUGGAAUGCUAAUCGUGGUGCUUUUCAUUCAAGAGGCAAUUAAGAGUGCAGUAGCUAAAGAGUUGGAACAUUUGAAAGAGGCAAUAAUGAAAGGUGAAAAUGAAAAUGCAAAUGACGAAAAGUCUGAUGGUAUAUUUGAUCCUGAGAAGCACAUUGAUGCUUACUUGCCCGUUCGAGUAAAUGAACAAAGAGUCAGCAAUCUAUUGCAGUCACUGUUAGUAGCAGCAUCUGAAAUCAGCUGUGGGAAAGAAUGCUGCUNACCAGCUGUGAUGAUAGCCGGACUCUAUUUCUUCGAUCACAGUGUUGCUUCGCAGAUGGCACAACAAAAAGAGUUCAAUUUAAAGAAUCCUUCUGCUUAUCAUUACGAUAUGUUACUCUUGGGAUUUAUGACUUUGCUAUGUGGUCUACUUGGAUUUCCUCCUUCAAAUGGUGUCCUACCACAGUCCCCAAUGCAUACUAAAAGUUUGGCUAUUCUUAAGAAACAGCUCAUCCGGAAGAAGAUGGUUGAAAGUGCAAAGGAGAGUAUCAGGCAAAAAGCUAGCAACUCUGAAAUUUAUGGAAAGAUGCAAGCUGUAUUCAUAGAGAUAGAUAGUUCUCCUAUUAGUGCAGUAGCUAAAGAGUUGGAACAUUUGAAAGAGGCAAUAAUGAAAGGUGAAAGUGAAAAGGCAGAUGACGAAAAGUCUGAUGGUAUAUUUGAUCCUGAGAAGCACAUUGAUGCUUACUUGCCCGUUCGAGUAAAUGAACAAAGAGUCAGCAAUCUAUUGCAGUCACUGUUAGUAGCAGCAUCUGUAGGUGCUAUGCCAGUGAUAAAAAAGAUACCAACCUCAGUUCUUUGGGGAUAUUUCGCCUACAUGGCUAUUGACAGCCUUCCUGGAAAUCAGCUGUGGGAAAGAAUGCUGCUUCUAUUCAUAUCCCCUGGCAGGAGAUUUAAGGUCCUUGAAGGGGUUCAUGCAUCUUUUGUGGAAUCAGUGCCAUUCAGAUACAUUGCAAUCUUCACAAUAUUCCAAUUUAUGUACUUACUUUUUGUCUUUGGAGUUACUUGGAUUCCUAUAGCUGGCAUUCUCUUCCCCUUGCCAUUUUUUCUCCUCAUAAGCAUAAGACAACAUUUGCUUCCCAAAUUGUUACACCCUCGUCAUUUACAAGAGCUUGAUGCAGCCGAGUAUGAGGAAAUAGCUGGUGCUCCACAACGCGCACUUAGCUUCUCUUUCAGGGAAACGGAGACAACUCUUCCUAGAACUGAAGGUGAGAUAGAAAUUUGUGAUGCUGAGAUUUUGGAUGAACUUACAACAAGCAGAGGAGAGUUUAAAGUCCGGACUGUCAGCUUUAGUGAGGAUAAGCGCCCACAGGUUAUUCAUCCAACUGCAGACACAGAAUCUGAGUGAACAAUAUUUACUUGGCUCUAGAGUGUAUUGAAUCUUGAGUUGGUACCAUUUGUAUGUGCCCAUAUAUGUAGAGUGUAUAAUACUACAAAUUGUAGGUGUAGUUAGUACUCUACUAUAGUAUAAGAUGUACUUUAUAGAAGUAUUUUACAAUUGUAAGCAAACUUCGUGUUGAGAAUGUAAA